Podarcis raffonei (Aeolian wall lizard) is the source of this 2619-nucleotide messenger RNA. RefSeq names its product vomeronasal type-2 receptor 26-like. The transcript has 8 exons. Gene Ontology annotation, cellular component: membrane. Bases 1 to 2619 code for a protein of 872 amino acids. The record is from RefSeq and is a predicted model, not a curated record. Gene Ontology annotation, biological process: G protein-coupled receptor signaling pathway. Lineage: Eukaryota; Metazoa; Chordata; Lepidosauria; Squamata; Lacertidae. Gene Ontology annotation, molecular function: G protein-coupled receptor activity.
AUGUUUGCACUGCAGGCCACACAGAUCCCACAUGAUUAUUAUCAGUCAGGUGACCUCAUCAUUGGCAGCAUCGUGUCUCAGUCUCUCCCCUUUUCUGACUUUGUGAACUUUGAUCAACAUCCCAAUGAAAUGCUUUUUGAAGAACCCCUAUAUAAGGAGAUAGCCAGUGCUAGUCCUACUCAAAUAGAUUCAAUGAAAUUAAUAGACAUUUCUAAUUUAGGCGUAGUGAUAAAAAACUACCAGCAUGUCCUGGCUUUGGUGUUUGCAGUCAAAGAGAUCAAUGAGAAUCCCAGGAUCUUGCCAAAUGUUACACUGGGAUUCCACAUCUAUGACAGCUACUUCAAUGAAAAGAUAACUUACCAGACUACCCUAAAUCUUCUCUUUCAAGUGAAAAGGAUGGUCCCCAACUACAACUGUGACAAACAGAAGAAUCUGAUAGCUGCUAUUGGGGGACUUGAGUCUGAAACCUCUCUUUACAUGACCACCAUCUUAAGCAACUAUAAGAUUCCUCAGCUCUCUUAUUUCCUGUUUGGUCCUUCUCUGAGUGCUACAAACCAGUUCCCUUUCCUCUAUCGGGUGGUCCCCAAUGAAGAGAAUCAGUACUUGGGAAUUGUCAAACUACUUCUGCAUUUCCAGUGGACUUGGGUUGGAAUUUUCACAUCAGAUGAUGACAAAGGCGAAAGUUUUGUACAGCUCUUGAUACCCAAACUCUCCCAGAAUGGCAUCUGCUUGGGUUUCACUGAUAGAACACCAGCCCUGACAGACUUUUCUCAAUUAAUGGAUAGGUACCAAGUGGAAGCGGAUAGGCUUUGCCUUGUUAACGACACUAAAGUGAAAACAAUUAUUGUGUUUUCAGAAACUAUGUCUAUAUUGCGUUUGAUAUAUUUAUUGUAUCAAGUGGAAAGAGAUAAUAUGGCCGAGACGUCCCUUGGCAGAGUGUGGAUCAUGACAGCCCAAUGGGACUUUCCAGCAGUACAGUUUCACAGGAGCUGGAGUAUAGAUAUCUUUCAGGGAGCCUUGUCUUUUGCAGUUCACACCAAUCAGCUAGAGGACUUUCAAAAUUUCCUUAAGACAUUAAAUCCUCAUUCACUGAAUCAAGAUGGUUUUAUAAAGGACUUCUGGCAGCAGGCUUUUGACUGCUUACUUUCAGAUUCUCAAGUGGCUGCAGAAAGCGAUGGAAUUUGCACAGGGAAGGAAAAGCUAGACAGCCUUUCUGGACCAUUUUUUGAAAUGAGCAUGACUUCUCAAAGCUAUAGUAUAUACAAUGCUGUUUAUGUGAUAGCCCAUGCUUUACAUGCUAUGUACUCAUUGAAUCACAAGAAAAGAGGGGUGACAGCACUUCCAACCCCACAACCAUGGCAGCUUCAUCCCUUCUUGAGGAGAAUCACUUUCAACAACAGUGCUGGGGAUCAGGUUUCUCUGGAUGAGCGAGGUGAAUUAGAAAGCAGAUUUGAUAUUAUAAACUGGAUUACUUUCCCGAAUAGGUCUUUCUCAAGGGUGAAAGUAGGAAGGAUUGAUUCAUGGGCCUUACCAGAAAAAAAGUUUUCUCUUCAUGAGGAGAUCAUCACAUGGCACAAGAUGUUUAACCAGAUGCCUCCCUCUUCAGUGUGUAAUGACAACUGCCGUCCAGGUUCUGUUAGAAAAAAGAAAGAGGGGGAGCAGUUCUGUUGCUAUGAUUGUGACCCAUGUCCAGAAGGGAAGAUUUCUAACAAAAAUGGAAUGGACAAUUGUAUUGAAUGCCCAGAAGAUCAGUAUCCAAAUGAAGACCAAGAUGGAUGUCUACCAAAGGCUUUAAAUUUUUUAGCUUACAAUGAUGUUUUGAGCAUCACUUUAGCUUUCAUUGUAUUUUCAUUUUCUGUGAUCUCAGCUUUGGUGCUAGUGAUGUUCAUUAAAUACCACAACACUACCAUUGUCAAAGCCAACAACCGAGGGCUCAGCUACACUCUGCUCAUUGCCCUCCUGCUCUGCUUCCUCUGUUCUUUCCUGUUUAUUGGGAAACCUCAAACUGUAACCUGCCUCCUAAGGCAAACAGCUUUUGGCAUCAUCUUCACUGUGGCUGUUUCUUCUGUGCUGGCAAAAACAAUUACUGUGGUUUUAGCGUUCAUGGCUACAAGGCCAGGAUCCAGGAUAAGGAACUGGGUGGGGAAAAGACUGGCAGCUUCUAUUGUUUUCUCCUGUUCCUUCAUUCAAGGAGCUCUUUGUACUGUGUGGCUCUGUAUUGACCCCCCAUUCCCAGAUUUAAACAUGGAAUCUUUGCCUAAAGAAAUUGUGGUUGAAUGUAAUGAAGGGUCUGCCCUUAUGUUUUAUUUUGUUCUUGGUUACAUGGGGCUUCUGGCUCUUGUUAGCUUUGUUGUGGCUUUUCUUGCUAGGUCUUUGCCUAACACUUUUAAUGAAGCCAAGUUCAUCACUUUUAGCAUGUUGGUGUUUUGCAGUGUGUGGCUCUCUUUUGUUCCUACUUAUCUGAGCACAAAGGGAAAACACAUGGUGGCUGUGGAGAUCUUCUCCAUCUUAGCUUCUAGUGCUGGAUUAUUAGCUUGCAUCUUUUUUCCAAAAUGCUAUAUAAUUGUCAUGAAGCCUGAGCUAAACAACAAGGAACACUUAGCAAGAAGAAGGAAGUAG